AUGAGCGCAUACGGAGGUUUAGGGCCCAUGACAAAUGCGGUCCUUUGGGUGGAGGUCGUGGUCUUUGCUGUCUUCGCAGGGCUCAGGCUCUAUACGCGAAAACACCUUCUGAAUGCGGUCGGCCUUGAUGAUUAUCUAGUUGUACUUGCGUUGAUUCUUCACAUCCUUUACACCAUUUUUGUCAGCAUCGCAACCCACUACGGUCUAGGGCGACUGUUUGCUGAUGUCGGUGACCCGGUUAUCUAUUCCAAAGCCACCAUGUAUGAAGUGUUCAGCCAGGUGGCUGGUAUCAUGGUCAUUGGUGUAGGUAAAGGAGCCGUUGGCACCUUCCUUCUUCGAAUCGUGCGAAACAAAAUUCAGAUUUGGUUUAUCUGGGGAUGUCUUGGGAUCACCACUUUUAUCACUCUGUUCGCCAGCAUCACUGUUGUGGUACAGUGCUUUCCAGUCCAGAAGACUUGGAACCCAACUCUAGAAGGAACGUGUUGGCUCGACUUUUCUAAAGUGGGUUACACGGUUGGUUCGUGGUUCGUCGCGGCCGACUUCUCCUUCGCGAUUCUUCCAUGGUUCAUCAUCUGGGAUCUCAACAUGAAGCAAAAGGAGAAGAUCACCGUUGCCUGCGGUCUCAGCCUUGGAAUCUUUGCUGGAGUAUGUGGCAUCGUUCGCACUGUAGCCCUGUCCGGCCUGAAUGCAUCUGAGUACAUCUAUGAUACCGUGCCAAUGCUCAUCUGGUCCGCAACCGAAAGUUGCGUGACGAUCAUGUGCUCGUCCAUUCCCGUCCUCCGUCCUCUCUACGUUCGCGUUAGGUACGGCACGAAGGAUGAAGGCAGCUCUGGCAACACUUCCUACAAACUGCCAUUGUACGGCAGCGGUCGCAAGUACGGCAGACUUUCGAAAUCCGGCCUUGACCCUUCCGCCGUCGAAACGAUCGGCGGUUCCCUUCGGGCACCUGCUGGAGAUUAUCACAAAAGCAAUAUCAGCAACGAGCAUAUCCUUCCGGGCGCUGCAGGCAUCGAAAGGACGGACGAGAUUUCAGUCAGCUACGAGGCAGUCGAGAAGAAAGUCUAG
This is a messenger RNA of Aspergillus oryzae RIB40, 1065 nucleotides long. RefSeq lists its product as uncharacterized. Bases 1 to 1065 code for a protein of 354 amino acids. The transcript is spliced from 5 exons. The record is from RefSeq and is a predicted model, not a curated record. NCBI's taxonomy places the organism in Eukaryota, Fungi, Ascomycota, Eurotiomycetes, Eurotiales, Aspergillaceae.